Molecule: messenger RNA, 1878 nt
Organism: Rhopalosiphum maidis (corn leaf aphid)
Lineage: Eukaryota; Metazoa; Arthropoda; Insecta; Hemiptera; Aphididae
Product: high affinity cationic amino acid transporter 1-like
Exons: 12
Coding region: 1-1791 (596 amino acids)
Biological process (GO): transmembrane transport; amino acid transport
Cellular component (GO): plasma membrane
Molecular function (GO): amino acid transmembrane transporter activity
Source: RefSeq, a predicted model, not a curated record
AUGGCGGUCGGUAAAAAGUUGAACCGUAAGAAGACGAUGGCGGGCGUGGUGCGCGAGUCGUCCAUGUUGGACAGGGUGCUGACCACCACCGACCUGACAGCGUUGGGCGUAGGCAGCACCAUCGGCGUGGGAGUGUACGUUUUGCCCGGUGCCCUAUCGAAGUACGUGGCCGGUCCCGCCGUCGUCGUUUCGUUUUUCAUCGCGGCCGUCGCUUCCGUGUUUGCCGGAUUAUGUUACGCCGAACUAAGCAGUCGAGUCCCUAGGGCAGGAUCGGCUUACUCGUAUGCUUAUAUAGCCGUUGGCGAACUAGCAGCAUUCAUAGUUGGAUGGAAUUUACUUCUAGAAUAUACAAUAGGUGGAGCUAGUAUAGCCAGAGGAAUGAGUGUUUAUAUCGAUUCGCUGACAAACAAGACAAUGGAAACAGCUUUCAGAGGGCUUUACGAGAUCGAAUUACCAUACCUAGCAGAGUACUUCGACUUUUUCGCCAUGUUCAUUGUUCUUGUGUUCUCUGUCGCUCUGGCUUGCGGUCUCAAAGACUCAGUGCGUCUCAAUAACUUAUUCACGUUGUUGAAUUGUGCAAUCAUGGUCAUAGUCAUCGUUGGUGGAUCAUUUCACAUCGACUUCAAAAAUUGGUCACUACCGAAAGCUGAAGUACCCAACUGGGCAGGUGAAGGCGGCUUCUGGCCGUACGGUCUGCAGGGAGCACUACAAGGGGCGGCCACUUGCUUUUAUGGAUAUGUAGGAUUUGACUGUAUAGCUGCGUCUGGCGAAGAAGUGAGAAACCCUCAAAAGUCAUUACCGUUGGCUAUCAUAUUGUCACUGUUCAUUGUGUUCCUCGCAUAUUCCGGAGUGUCCGCCGUCCUCACGUUAAUGAUACCGUACUACGCGCAGGACGCAAAUAUGCCAUUAAGUCAUGCGUUCGACGUUAUUGGAUGGACACCUCUGAAAUGGAUCAUAGGUGUGGGAGCCGUUUUUGGGAUGUGUGCCUGCAUGUUCGGUUCAAUGUACCCGCUGCCGAGGAUUUUGUACGCCAUGUCCAACGAUGGUCUGAUAUUUAAAAGUUUGGGGAAAGUACACCCUAGGUUCAAGACUCCGUUUUUUGGAACGAUAUUUGCUGGCAUCAUUACAGGUUUUUUCUCCGCUCUACUAAAUCUCCAACAACUAGUGGACAUGAUGACAAUCGGCACUCUGCUCGUAUACGUCAUGGUCGCUGUGUGUGUACUGUACACGAGAUAUCAAGAACAAAGUGACAUGGACUACGAUAUAUUAGCUGACGAAUACAUCGAAUCUACGUCGUUGGUCACGAUAAAAGUAAAAUACACGAAGAAGCAAAUACUGAAACAGUUAUUCAACUGCCACAAAUUCGUGAGGGCAAACAGUCUUAGUAGCUAUGUAGCGUCUUUACAGACGACAUGUUUCACAAUAAUAUGUUUGCCUCUUGCUCUCUAUCUAAGUCACUGGUAUGAGCUAAACAGUACCCAUUGGAUUAUUGUCCAAGUUCUCGUAGGCGUCAUGAUUUUACAGCUUAUAUCCAUCGGUAUGCAACCGACGUCUAAAACGCCAGUCGCAUUUAAAGUGCCAUUUGUACCACUUACCCCAGCACUGAGUAUAUUUAUUAACAUUUAUUUAAUGUUCUUUUUUGACAUAUACACAUGGACAAAAUUCAUCAUUUGGAUGAUCAUUGGUUUUGCAAUUUAUUUUGGAUAUGGUAUCACACACAGCAAGGAAAACAAUCCAGAGAUAAAUAUUGUCAACAGUAAUCAAUCAAAAUCUUCAUUAAAUAUAGAUUGACAUAUUUUAAAUAUUUUUAAGAACAUGUUCUCAUUAUAAUUACCUACUAUCAAAGUAUCAAUGAAAAUAAUAAACAAAUAAAAACAU